This is a messenger RNA of Lathyrus oleraceus (garden pea), 1737 nucleotides long. RefSeq lists its product as uncharacterized. The record is from RefSeq and is a predicted model, not a curated record. Lineage: Eukaryota; Viridiplantae; Streptophyta; Magnoliopsida; Fabales; Fabaceae. The transcript is spliced from 5 exons. Bases 1 to 1737 code for a protein of 578 amino acids.
AUGGGCAUUCCCGAUGAUGAGAUUCUGGAUGUUGUUUCUCUCUCUGUUAUUCCCUGCGAGGCCAUUGAUUUUAACCAACCCAUUGAUGCCUCAACUUCUGCAUGCUCCAAUCAAGCUAACUCCUCUAGUAUUCCCUUUGGUUCAACUCCUGCCACUAAUUCUAAGGAAGAUAUAUACCACACUGAUCGUGUUAUAAGAAACCUACUCACUAGAAUCCUUAAUGAAGGAUACUUUGUGAAGGGAGUUUCUACUCCCCUGUCUCAAAUGUACCCCUCUCCUGAAGUUGAACAACAUAGUGUGAAGGAUGACGAAUCCUCCAGUUCUGAAAAGGACAUGGCUGCUGAAGGGUUGUGCUCUCUAGGGCAAACUGUGUCUAAUAAAGGAAAAUCUGUGACAUCUAAAAUUGCCAAUGCUUCCCACUCUAAGAAGCAUGAUGAUGCAAAUGUGGUGAUUGAUCUAGAGGAUGGUAGCUCUGAUGAUCAAGAGGAAAGCUUACUUCAUCACCUAAAGCCAAGUGUGGCUAAACGCAUGAAGACUCGCAAAGGAAGAUCUAGCAAGGUUGAAGUAAAGAAGAGGAAGGUCAGAGAUGAUUCUGAGUCUAAAGAGGAUGUUGAGGAAGAUGUCCCUGACAUCUCGCUUGUGAAGAAAACCACUGUUAGGAAGUCUCCUGUUAAAGUUCCUGCUGUUCAUUUGGAUAACAUCUCUUUCCAUCUUGAGGAUGGAGAUGCCAAGUGGAAAUUUAUGAUUCAAAGAAGGGUGGUUGUGGAAAGGGAGUUGGGAAAAGAUGCUGCUGAUGUCAAGGAGGUCAUGGACCUGAUAAAGGAUGUUGGGUUGUUGAAGACUGUGGCUGGGUUCUCUAAAUGCUAUGAGGGUUUAGUUAAGGAAUUCAUUGUCAACAUUCCUGAGGAUGUUGCUGAUAAGAAUAGCAAGGAGUUCUGUAAGGUAUUUGUGAGGGGUAAGUGUAUAACAUUCUCUCCUACCGUUAUUAAUAAUUUUCUAGGAAGAAAAAUUGAGGGUGCAGGUGAAUUAGAAGUUACAGACAAUGAGGUCUGUAGAGAGAUUAUAGCUAGGCAGGUGAAAGGUUGGCCUGUUAAAAAGCAUCUUCCUGCUGGGAAGUUGACUGUCAAGUAUGCUAUCUUGCACAAAAUAGGAGCUGCUAAUUGGGUCCCUACCAACCAUAUCUCCACCAUUGCUAAUACCCUUGGAAGGUUUAUUUUUGCUGUUGGAACAAAAGUAAAAUUUGACUAUGGUAGAUUUAUGUUUGAACAAAUCAUCAAGCAUGCAUCUACUAAUGUAGUUAAGCUUCCUAUUGCUUUUCCCUCUAUGAUCUGUGGAAUUAUCUUGAAUCAACACCCUAGUAUUAUGUGCUCUAAUGACUUACCUAGUAGAAGAAAACCUGUUAUGUCUCUAGGUGAAGGGACAAGGAUAGCCACAACUAGAAAACAAUCGUUGGAAGCCUUGAUUGCAAGCUUGGAGCAGGCUGAAGGUGAAAAUAUUGAUCAUGCUAAUGUCAGUCAUGAAGAAGAAGCUGCAGCCCACACCUCUAGUGAGAGGUCUGCUAUCCAUGAUGAUACAAGUGGAAAAUCUGAUUCUGGUGCUGAUGAAGCUGCAAGCUCAAGCUCUACUGACUUGCUUAUAGCUGGUUAUGGGGAGGAUUCUCUGUCUGAGUGUUCUGUAUGUGUGAAACAGGUUGCUGCUUGUUGUGGUAUAGCUGAAGGGGGAGAUGGUGUAUUCUGA